AUGUCAGGGACUAAAACUAACUUCCCUACUGAUCCAUGGAUCCCCUCUAUCCCAUCAUUCUCACUGAGGGACUACAUUCUUCCACCGUCACGGGUCUCUGAUUGGAUCAAUCAAGAUACUCGUUCCUGGGAUGUUGAGGCCAUUCGAGGAGUCCUUGAUGAGAGUACUACCGAAGCUAUUAUGCAGAUUCCAGUGGGACCUGCUGAAGCUCAUGAUGGCUGGGUUUGGAAACACAACAAGAAUGGCAACUAUUCUACUAAGUCGGCUUAUCAUGCCUUUAGGGAGCGACGUGAUCAUCCGGUUGCUGAUUCGGAGAUUUUUUACUAG
Messenger RNA from Linum trigynum, 327 nucleotides. The record is from the annotation of a GenBank genome assembly. Lineage: Eukaryota; Viridiplantae; Streptophyta; Magnoliopsida; Malpighiales; Linaceae.